Molecule: messenger RNA, 1119 nt
Organism: Dictyostelium purpureum
Lineage: Eukaryota; Evosea; Eumycetozoa; Dictyosteliales; Dictyosteliaceae
Exons: 1
Coding region: 1-1119 (372 amino acids)
Source: RefSeq, a predicted model, not a curated record
AUGAGCUCUAAAAGAGCAAAUUAUCCUAUGGAUCAAGGAGGUUGGAAUCUUUGGAAUAUCAAAAACAGACAAAAAGCACAAAGAUUAUGGAUGAUAAAUCAAAUAAUCAAUAAAAUUGAAACUAACAAAAUAGAAUCAGAAUUUCAACACAGUUGGAAACAUCAAAUAUCAACCAAAACAAUAACUUCAGAUUACCUAUUUAAAAACUACAAUGAUUGGAUACAAAUAAAAGUUAAAAAAGGACUACUAGACGGGUUGAAAUCCAUUAAAAAUAAAGACGGCAAACCUCUUUCUUUAGCAGAAUGGUAUUCGGAAAUAAACAAUCUCAACAGCUUUACACCCAAAACAGAAUUCCAACAAUGUCUUCAACUUACAGGUUAUAGCUAUAUCAACCUAUUCAAUAAUAUACUUAAUAUUAAAGAUCCAAAAUCAAGAAACACUCUAUUCAAAUUCCAAGCAAGAUGCUUACCCAUCAACUUCAUUCACAACAAACCAUGUAGACUAUGUAAUGAAAAUCUUAAUAAUGAUCCAUAUGGUCAUCUAUUUUUCAAAUGUAAAAAAACUCUGAAAUUCAUCAACUUCAAUAAACUAAAAUCAUUUAUAUUCAUUACUUCGGGAAGGGGCCUCAAUUGGUCACUGGACAUAACAAGAUCAAGAAGGAAUAUAUCAAUAAAAAAUAUUACAUACAAAAUCCCAGAAGGUCGCAAAUCCGAUGGAGAAAUAAAUAUGGAUUACAACAACACCAGAUUCCACAAAUCACACUUCCAAUGGAACUAUAAAGCAAUAGAUUUCGACUUAACUAGAUGUUUCGCUUAUAGAAAUGCCAUAGCCCUGGUAUUUCAUCAUGUUUGGAUUUGGUUAUGUAAAGAAUUAUAUGACGAUCAAGAAAAUACAAUAAAAGAACUCGAUUAUAAGAAUCUAACCUCAAAAUGGACUAAACUAGCUACUUUAGAAUACUUAAAAGGUUUAAAAAACAUCAAGGAAAGACACGCUAAACAACCACAAACAAUUAGCAACAUCAAUGAAGAAUAUAGAAAAUUCAAAAGAAAAAUAGCAAGAGCAUACUUCAUCAGCAUCAAAUCUUUACCAAAUAUCAACAGUUUAGAAUAUUUUCUUUAA